This is a messenger RNA of Gongylonema pulchrum, 972 nucleotides long. NCBI's taxonomy places the organism in Eukaryota, Metazoa, Nematoda, Chromadorea, Rhabditida, Gongylonematidae. The record is from the annotation of a GenBank genome assembly.
UUUCUGAGUGUUUUGAAAACGAGGCUCCGCGGAAUGCCCGAUACGGAGAAGUAUCGAAAUUUUAUUGCUGGUUGUGGUGCUGGUAUGGCCGAAACGCUGAUACUGUAUCCAAAAAGUAAAGUUAUAUUUCGUCAACAGAUAUAUGGCACCACUACAAAGACAGUUUUAAAACAGAUGCGGGAUGAGGGCUUCUGGAUGCUGUACAGAGGAGUGCUUAUGCCGCUGCUACAAAGGACAACGACACGAUCCAUUAUGUUCGGAAUUUUCAAUCGACUGAAUGAAGCUCUCGGCUGCGCUCAGUGUCGCACUCCUCAGCGCCGUAUUAUUUGCAGUUCAUCGGCCGCAUUUUUAGCCGGUACUAGCGAAGCAGUGUUAUGUCCAUUGGAACGGACACAGGUCCUGAUGCAGGCCCGCGAAUUCAAUAGGCAUUACAAGAACACACUGGAUGCACUAUCCAGUUUGGCCAAGGCAUGUUUCAAGCUUAUAUAUUUUUACGAUUUAAGGAACAGUAUCUCCACACUUUUAACGUUUCUUGGAGUGGCGGAAUUAUACCGUGGAUUAUCGUUGAUAUUGCUGAGGAACGGUCUGAGUAAUACAGUCUUUUUCAAUCUCAGAGAACCAUUACGUGAUGUGAUUCUUAGCGACUACAAUCGAAGUAUACAUUUGAGGAUACCGGUCAGAGUAGUAAUUUUCGUGAGCAAUUUUGCGUCGGGUGCUAUCCUUGGUGCUUUCAUAUCGACAUUAUUCUUUCCCGUAAAUGUUGUCAAGCAACGUAUGCAAAUUACUGUUGGCACGCCAUUCCGCUCACCUGUUCACGUCUUUCGAAUCAUCUGGAAAGAGCGAAAUGGCUCAGUGAGGCAAUUUUUUCGUGGUGGAGCGCUAAAUUUCACCAGAUCGUUGUUCACCUGGGGUAUCACAAAUGCAACAUACGAAGUACUGCGAUAUUUACUUUCGAAGAACCUUGCAAAAUGA